Messenger RNA from Spodoptera exigua (beet armyworm), 11795 nucleotides. NCBI's taxonomy places the organism in Eukaryota, Metazoa, Arthropoda, Insecta, Lepidoptera, Noctuidae. The record is from the annotation of a GenBank genome assembly.
UAUAGAUAGAUAUAUGAUGGUACUAUGGGACGUUGUUCGGCCAUAUUUGUUAUUGUGCUGAAGGGAAUUUAUAUAUAUCGUUUGAUUUUAAACUAGAAAGUUUUACAUUCUGUGAUGUAUUUGGCUUCAUUAUAUCCUUUUGAGUUUUUUUAUCUUGUGACAUAAAAUCUUCAAAACAAUUAAGAGUUAUGUUAAUCCAGUGACUGUAGAACCCCCUUGUGGUAGAUUGCUGUGCUGUUCCAGAGCAGUUUAUUGAGAGGAUUCCAUUUAAAAUAUCACUAUCGUGGCGGGGGCUUCAAGUAGCAAUGGCAAAGGGGGCCGACAGGCCGCCCCAGUCGACGUGGGGUCUCCCCUACUCGACUGGGAGGAGGCUGACCAUUUCAGUUUUGAGGAUUCUGAGAGAUUCGAAGAAGAUUCCUUAUGCAGCUGGAGUUCAGAGCCUGAGAGCCUUUGCAAUAACUGGCGAGGUUGGAGACGGCCAAAUCUUCAGAACUCAUUUGGAACCCGAUCGACAAAAAAGAACAUUCAAGAAAAGACAGUUUCAACACUAAGUGAACUUGCAGCAAAAUGCGUAGCAUCUCACAUACCAUUUGAAUUAGUUGAACAUGUCUAUCCACCGGUACCGGAGCAACUUCAACUCCAGAUUGCAUUCUGGAGUUUCCCUGACAGUGAAGAUGACAUCAGGUUGUACUCCUGCCUUGCAAAUGGCUCAUCUGAUGAGUUCCAGAAAGGAGAACAUUUGUUUAGAGACAGAGCAGUCAAAGAUGUCUUACAAAUUGGUUUCCACUUAUCUGCAACAGUAGUUGUCCUUAGUAUGCCUCGGGCGCAGUUCAAUGUGGCUGUAACCUUUGACAGACAAAGAAUAUCAUCCUGCAACUGCACUUGCUCUUCAACAGCUCAUUGGUGUUCACACAUUGUUGCUGUUUGCCUUUAUAGAAUACACCUUCCAACUCAAGUAUGUUUGAGAGCACCAGUGUCGGAGUCAUUGCAGCGGUUACGAAGAGAUCAGCUGCAGAAAUUCGCACAAUAUUUAAUAUCAGAGUUGCCGCGGCAAGUUUUGCCUACAGCUCAACGUAUUUUGGACGAACUUCUGUCGGCGCAACCGAACACAAUAAACACGACAUGCGGUGCACCCGACCCUACCGCCGGGGCUUCGGCUUACGAGUAUACAUCCUGGUUUCUCGACGAGAAAACAUUACAUAACAAUAUCAACAAGAUUUUAGUCAAGUUCUGUGUUCCAACGCCUAUAGUAUUUAGUGAUGUCAACUAUCUAAGUACAAGUGCGCCUCCCGCUGCGGCAGAAUGGUCGUCGUUGCUGAGGCCACUACGAGGCAGGGAGCCGGAAGGCAUGUGGAACUUACUCUCUAUUGUCAGAGAGAUGUUCAAGAGAAACGACAGAAAUGCUAUACCGCUUCUGGAAAUUAUUACUGAAGAAGUUAUGGCUUGUGAACAGAUUAUAGUAUGGUGGUAUACAACUAAAGCGGCUUUAGUAGCGUGGGGCAACAAUGGAGGCGGUGGCAAGCAUGGCGGCGGUGGUGGUAACUCUGCCGCUCAACAUGCUUGCUCCUCACUGUGCGACGAGGUGGUUGUAUUGUGGCGCCUAGCUGCUUUGAACCCAGCAUUAGCACCUCACGAACGUGACACACUACACGAACAAUUUGCGCAGUGGCACAUGAAAGUGCUUGAUAAGGUAAAUAAGGUGGCGAAGAGUCGUAAUACUCAUAUACCAGCAAGUUCGUCGUCACACAGUCGCCAUUCGUCGCGUUCUCACUCGCACUCUCCAUACAUCAACGGUAUAAGUGAGAACGAAGUGUUUCCCGGCUUUCACCCAGCAAUGGAAGCUUGCUUCUUAGAAUGGGACGACUAUCAGAUACCGGGCGUCACUUACACUAAGGAUUUGAAUCCCCUUUACCAUAGCCCUUUCACUAUCUUCAGACAUGCAGACAAACAAAAUGAAAGUGUACAUCAGGUAAAUUCGUCUAAAGCAGUGUUGAAUAACGAGAUGUCACUAAGCUAUAGACUUACGAAUCCUGAUCCCUCUCUGCACGGCCAUCGUACUACUGUUCUUAGAAAUAGUCAUAUUGCAGUUGACUUAGCGAUUCCUGGCCCAUCAAGUCAGCCUUGUGGAUCUGAGGAAGGACCUAGUGAACCACCACGCGACUCUGGACCCAGUGAUGGCAACCAUUCCAGUGUCUCGUCUGAAGGUUUCUGCGAAAAUGAAGAAGAGAUCCUUCAGCAGAGUGGUGGUGAUACAGACUCUCAGGAGUCAAGUUCUCCCCCCAUUUCUUCAGAUGACGCCCAACGCCGCGUUUCCAACGAUGAAUCAGUCUCUGAUGAUGACUGUAAUUUGUACUUCUACGAUACAGCUGCUGCCAGAAGGGCAGUGGCUGAUGAGGGAACUAGCUCGGGGACCGUCGUUUCGAUGGGUGCGAGCAGUUCGUGCGGAAUGGGCUGGGCAUGCGGCUGGGAGGGCUCGUUCGCGCGCGCCGAGGGGCUGCACGCGCACGGGCACGCGCGCGAGGCGUGCGCGCUGGGCGCGCGGCUGGCCCGCGAGCUGCUGGCGCGGCCGCCGGCGCUGGGCGGCGCCAACAUGCUGCCGUCGCUGGACCCCAAGAAGCCGCGGCGCCGCCACACGCCCAGCCCGCGCCUGUGCGCCGCCAGCCACCGCCUGUCGUGCCUGGCCUCGGCCACGCUGGCCAAGUGCGCCUUCCUCUGCACCGUGUUAGCAGAAUUCAGCGAACACCACGAGCUUGCAUUCCGGGUAGGUCUGUUUGCACUUGAGAUGGCUCGACCGCCUGCGAGUACUAAGGCUUUGGAAGUAAAACUAAAUAACCAAGAGACAGAGCUAGUUUCACUAUUGAAGAAACUUCCAACGGGCGCCGAACAAUUGGCUUUAGCUCGAGAGAAAGCAGAACAACUGCGCGACGGUACGCUAAGGAACCGUGGACCAGCUUUGCUACCAAUAGCGUUAGCGAGCUUCCUAUUCGAUGUUCUGGUUUUAUCUGCUACUGAUAAGGAAAAUAAACAUCCUGCAAGGUCGCCAAAUGAUGAGACAUUAGGCUUUGAGGCCGCUGUUGCAGCUUUAGGACUAAAAGCCAAUGUGUCUGAAGCAGACCAUCCUCUGCUAUGUGAGGGAACUAGAAGACAGCGCGGAGAGUUGUCUCUGACGCUCUUGUCUUUCUACAAAGAUGAUCCUGUUAAACUUGCUAGGAUCAUGAACAAAUUGCUGGACCGCGAGAUCCACCAGCUGACGAAGAGUCCGAUGGUGAGCCUGUACUACAUGAACAACCCGCGCCUGGCCGCGUACCGCGCAGACGCGGCGCCGCACCCCGCCUUCGCCCCGCUACCGCCGCACGCGCCCAGCGCUCUGCAACCUCAGGCGGCGUGCCUGAGCGCGGAGCUGGAGCGGCUGGUGGUGUCGGAGGACGGGACGUCGCCCCCCGCGCACUCGUCGCACGCGUCGCAUGCCUCCCAUGCGUCCCAUGCGUCGCACGCGUCCCACGCGUCGCACGCGUCUCAUGCGUCGCACGUGUCGCAUGCGUCCCACGCGUCGCACGUGUCGCAUGCGUCGCAUGCAUCGCACGUGUCGCACGCGUCUCACGCGUCCCACGUGUCGCAUGCGUCGCACGCCUCGCACGCGUCACACGCGUCGCAUGCGUCCCACGCGUCGCACGCAUCGCACGCGUCUCAUACGCCGCAUCCUGUGCCCCACGCUUCUUCCACGCACACGCCUAUCUCCAGGGCCAAGGAUUCCAGAUAUAAAGGCAAGCGCCAAUACCCUUCGGUACCCAACCAGCCAUCGGAAGCAUCCGCGCACUUUAUGUUUGAGUUGGCAAAGUCCGUUCUGUUCAAAGCUGGCGGUUCGUCUAGUACUAGUCUGUUUACGCAACCCUCGUGUGCAAGGGAACAUCAUGGACCUCACAGAGGUUUACAUAUGGCUGCAUUUCAAUUGGGUCUUUACGCCCUUGGUUUACACAACUGUGUAAGUGCGAACUGGCUCAGUCGUACUUAUUCAUCUCACGUUAGUUGGAUUACAGGUCAAGCUAUGGAUAUUGGUGCACCAGCUAUUUUAUUCCUGAUUGACGCAUGGGAAGGACAUUUAACUCCCCCCGAAGCUGCUAGCAUCGCCGAUAAAGCGUCGUCUGGGCGUGACGUGCCUACGGUACGCGCGGCGGCGGAGCUGGCACUGUCAGUACUACCCCACGCGCAUGCACUUAACUACAACGAGAUACAGCGCGCCGUACUGCAGUGCAAGGAACAAAGCGAUUCCAUGCUCGAGCGGGCCUGUCUUACUGUCGAAGCUGCCGCUAAAGGUGGCGGCGUGUAUCCCGAGGUGUUGUACACGGUGGCCCGCUAUUGGCACGAGCUGUACCUCCGGCAAGCUAAUGAGGAGACCGAGCCGUUGCUGGACGAGCCACAGUACCGCGCUCAGCCGCCGCCGUUAGCCGUGCCAGUGCCCUACCCCAUUCCUUACCCAUUCACUUACCAUCCUUACCCGCCCACCAUAUACCAGCUUCCGUACGCAGGCACAGCUCCUCCACACCCACCUCCGCAGUACGCGUUGCCGCCGUACUUUGUCCGUGGUAUAGUAGCGCCGGCGGGCGCGGCCGCCCUCGCGCAGCACCCGCAGCACCAGCAGCACGCACCGCUGCAGCAACACGCGCAGCUCUCGCAGCACGCGCAGCACCCGCAGCACGCGCAGCACGCGCCGCUCCAACAACACGCGCAGCACGCUCCGCUCCAGCAACACCCCCAGCACCAGCCGCUGCAGCAGCACCAGCCUCUACAAGCUCACCAAACCCUGCAGCCGCACCAGCCCCUGCAGCAACAUCAACAGUUACAGCAACACCCGCCGCUGCAGACACUUCCGCAGCCGCUGCAACAACACCCCCAGCCAUUGCAGCAACACCCACAACCUCUACAGCAACAUCCACAACCAAUGCAGCAACAUCCACAACCACUACAGCAGCAUCCGCAACCGAUACCACAUCCACAACCGAUGCAGCAUCCGCAACACCAGCCGAUGCAGCAUCCAGCCCUCGGCCAGCAUCCUCCGAUGCCGCAACAUGUUACUCAUGCCACACCGAUACCACAGACUAUAACAGUCAACGCUACUGUUCAUCAAGUUCAGCACCCUGCGCCGAUCCCGCCGCCGCUGCCAGGUCCGCAGCAGAUGGUGCCAGUGGCGGGGGUGUCAGGCAGCGGCGUGAGCGUGGCCAGCGUGAGCGCCGUGGGCAGCGUGGCCGGCGUGGGUGGCGCGGCGCAAGCCGGCGCGCAGCCCGCCGCGCCCAACGUCAACCAGACGCAGCUGCGCCGACUGCUCGCCGCCUACCGCGUCGGCAUGCUCGCGCUCGAGACGCAAGCCCGCCGCGUACAUGACGAUCGUCCCCAAAACAAGUUUGGCAGGAACCCGCCGUACGGCGAGCACGUGAAGUGGUUGCUGCGUAUCUCGAAGCGGCUGGGCGCGCAGUACCUGCACCAGUUCUGCGUGUGCGCGGUGAACUCGGUGGUGUCCCCGUUCGUGCUGUACGAGCUGUGCGUGGAGUCGGCGCACUGGCUGGCGCGCGGCGGCCCGCACCAUCUCGUCAUGCAGCAUCUGCGCGGCACGCUCGCCCCGCUCGUGCAGAAGUGCCAGCAAAUGUACAUUCAAUGCAUCCAUCAAAAGUUGUACCACCUGACUACAGUGGAAUAUGAAGAGUUCGUGAGCAUCGUAUUGUCGGCCCGCACCGCUUUCCAGCUUACGCCUGAAGGAAACACACAGUUUAAGGAGUGGCUCGCUUCACUGCGCAGGUCCAAAUCGUGCAAGAAAGAUCUAUGGACGCAGCUGAACGCAGCUCUGCAGACAAAUGGCAAAUGACGUCGGCAGCCGAUAGUUUGUAGAGUGCGGUGUACCGCGCGCAAACUGUCACAACACAGGCGAUGGCCGCGUUAUCGGCUUGUAUACCAUCUACAUAAUAAUAUUUAACUAUAUUAUAUAUUGUGUUAUUUGUAAUUUGAGUUGUUGUUUACUACGGAAACGAUUCUAUCAGUACUGAAUGAUUGGUGUAUUGUUAAUGCACUUUACAGGAUUGAGAGGUUAUAAUAUAUUUUAAGCUAGUAACUAGUUAUUGAGACUUGAGAUUUUUCUAAUCGUUGAUCAAAUUAUAAGUGAUGUGAAAAUACUUAUAAUUAAUCUGAAAAAUAGUAAAUCGUAAAUAUAACGGACAUGAAAUCAUAAUGUGUCGUGCGUGGAAACUUAAAUUACAAAUAAUAUAAUUCCGACUUGAGAAGAUAAACCUCUGUUAGUAAUAGUAACACUCGACUUUGAGGGUAAUCGAUCUCAGUGUAAACACAAACGGAAAGUAUCGGUGAUCACACGAAAUGUUGCUAACUCCUAUGUAAUACAUUCAUUUUUGCACAUUCAUUAUAUAUUUCUUUGUAUCGAUCGUUUUAAGAUAUUCACGGAACCGAUUUCGAGUCAGAGAACAAAAUGAACAUUAAUAAUGCUAAAUUCAUUAUUGUUUGAAUUCACGUUACUAACAUGAGAGAAACAUUCAAGCUCAUUUGAAGGUUGUGCUUAAAUAGUCUGAGAUUUGGUUGUUAUCGGAGUUUAUUGUAAGAGGAGUUCAUCUUUGCACUAUUGCUAUUUGGGGAGUUUAGCAACAUUUGACUUGUUUUUCUAAGAUUGUGCAGUGUUACUUCUUAUAAAUGAUGUUAACCACUUCCAUCUUCUAAAUCGCUUAUUUUGUAAGACAUUGCACAAAAUCACCCUGAAUUCCCUUUUGUUUUUCCGUGGAUUUUUAAUAAUCUUGACACACUUAAACUAGUCAGUGGUUUUGAAGAUCCGUAUUUGGUGACCCAAUGGAACUUCUCAACUGUAGCUCAUUUAGUUUUCUUUUUUUCUUUGAAUAGCUUAAUGUAAGACAUAAGUUGGAUUUUAAUGUCUUUUUACGUAUCAGGUUUAAGGACCUUUUGACUGCAUUCGCGUAAAUAAGGUAUUAAAUGAUAAUGAAAUCGUGGAGAAUGUUAAUCAGGAUCGGAACUUACAUCCAUUAUUGGAGUUUUGAGUCGAAAUGUUUCAGUUGUGGUUAGCAUUUUGCUGCUUUUAGUUAAUUCUAAUUGCUAGGUGGGCAUCUGAUGAUAUGAAGAGAAUUAACUAUGUUAGAGAAAUAAUAAUGCGUUGCGAUGCUUAUUUUCAUGCUUAUCCUCUAUCGAAGCCUUUAGUGUUAGAGUUAUUUCCACAGUUAGUUCAAUAUGCAUAUUAUAAGUGUAAAGAAAAACAAAUUAUUGCCGUUGGACUUGGAUCAAAUGGUGUGGACAUUUUUAGGAUUGGAAAUACCUACAAAUUCGGGCUUUAAUUACUUAAUUAAAUCAGUGUCCACUUAGCGGUUUUGUCGUGAAGAUCUCUAUCAUUUUGUAAGCUUUUAGAACAUAGUACGUUACUCAUUUAUUGUAUGCGUUUCAACGUUUUUUUAGUGUAAUGCGAAGUUUUAUUAUAUCUUGGGAGAUUAGGAUCGCGAUGCGCUAAUAUUUACACUUUUUAUUUGUUGUUUUUUUAUCAGGCAUAGUGGUAUUGUUUUCUUAGUUGGGUUAACGUCGAUUACGCAGUGUUACAUUCACUAAUACUGAUUACUACGACUUUUAAAACGACUACAAUGUUAUACUGUACGUUUAUUAAAUCAAGACUUUAAGUGUAGUCGAUUUAUAAGUUAUACUUGUGAAUGUAACUCAAGUAUCGCUACAAAAAUACGGAAUUUCAAAAUUGUAACCAUAGUCCAUAUAACAUGAAUUGGCUUAAGAUGUUUCAAGUGACCUAAAUAGCGUCAUUAGACUACAGAUUAUUAGACAGAAUGUAGACGAUGACCGUCGAUACACUAUUUUUGAUAUUCUCUUGUCGAAAUUUGCAGUUUCAUGAUGUUUAAUGUAAAAACGUCUUGCGAAGAUAUGUAGACGUGCGUUCUAUUAACUAUAGUGACUUUAUUUACACGUUUUUAUUAUAAUACAUAUUAUAUAUAAAAUAUAUGGUAAUGCGUAGUAGCGUUGAGAGCCUCUGAAAUAUAUUUAAAUAAUGUGUAUGAAGCGUGUGCUGGCAACAAAUGAAUACCGCAACAUUAACUCGUCGAAGAUACAAAUAUAUUGUUCAUUCUAAGUCAUAUUUGCUAUAAUAUUGUCGAUUUUAAGACUUUCGCGUUACUUACAUUCGAGCUGGUUAAUAUUUUUGAAUUCAACGCAAUUGGCACGCUGAAAUUUAGUAACUUUGUAUUGUAAGUCAGACGCUAAUAUAAUUGUGUAUAUUAUACUAAAAGUAAAGUGCUAGAAAGUCUCCUAACAUGAAAGCAAUACUGAAAUAUCAUUUUAUAAAUAUUACGAGAUUUAGAUAUAUGUAUGUUUAUUCACAUGAAUAUUAUUGUAAUUGAUGUGGUGGUACAUUAAGUAUAAAUGAAAGUUGUGCAUGUUUAGUAAAACGAUUAACUUGCCGAUAGUUUUGCGUGUUCGUGUCUUUUUGAAUAUCGUAAUGCGCUAGUAUAAAUUGCUCAAACAAGUAAACAGGUGAAUGUUCAGAGAGUAAACCGUAUCAGCGGGUUUUGGUUGUGCUCUUCAGAGGUACGGGAAAUGUUAACUAAAGAGGUUGGAGACGGAAACAUGCUGAACCAUAAACGUACAAGGUUUUCAAGUUUACCUUUUUAAAGUUUGCAAUAUAACCUCGCUGGACCUUUAAUAAUUAAGUAACCCUGUAUAUUGACAGAAUAUUUAAACAAUCUGCUUGUGCAAAUCCAUGCUACUUGCCCCGUGUUGGAUAUGUUUCUGUGUUAUCUCUUUUCUUGCAAACUUCGAAGAGGUAAAGAACUCCUGUGCGUUUUCUAGAUUAAAGGAAAGUCUGACAUUAGAAUAAAAUUUGUUGCCAGCCUAAGCAUCAAGUAGUUUUAGUUCAAUAUCUUUAUAAAAUUAGAUGUUUAUGUGCAUUCAUUAAGUGUGAAUGUUUCAGCAUUCAGUAGAUAGUAAAUUUUAGAAUGCUAGUUAGUUUAAAUUGAAGGACGUUACAAUCAGAUCAAAGCUAAGGUUUACGAUUUAAGUGACUUCAAAGAAUUGUUCAGAAUUUUAAUCAGAAAAAUGGUUGUAUGGUAUUUCCUAAAUAAUAGACUAUUUGAUUGUUCAAUAUUCAUAUUCAGAACUAUCCUCUGCACAAAAGUUUUGCUGUUACCAACUCGUUAAUAAUGCACUUUGAGUUUUCGUUUUUUUGCGUGUUUGUUAGGGAAUAGUAUUUCGUAGCGUUUUUUUCGAUUAGGUUUAUGUUAGGUACGUACAUAGAUUAUAAGGAAUAUACUGUAAAGAUACGAAUGCUUUAACAUAAUUAGAGAAGGAUUCAGAUAAUGAAUUGCAUUAUUAUGUUUUUGGACGAGUAUCUUUCCAGUAUCUCUCUCUAUCGCGUCCAAUUUUAUCUACUCAAUUCACAUUAUUUUUAAAUUUUAUUUAUUUAUACUACCUCGUAAAUCAGACUUAAAAAAAUAAAAAGAGUUUAUCCUACGUCAUUAGGUUAAAAACUUGUAUGUGGACUUUACCGGAGAUUUCAGUAUCAAUGUUUUAUUUCUUUCUACUUCUUACUAUUUCGUACUUUCUUUGUAUAUUAUGUAUUUCUUUUCCACGACAAAAACAUAAAAAAAUAUAAUUUGUUAAUAUCGUGACUCAUUUUAAUUUUCACGUCACGAAAUACUAUUAUUUCAAUACAUUCACAGGAUAAAUGAAGUAGGUAACUUUUGGAAAGACAUUAGUGGUCAUAGAUAUUUGCCGUCCAUAAAUUUAUUUGCAGAACUAUACUCUUUUUUCAAGUCAUCUUCCAGUUGAGAUAUAUUACAUUUCAAUAGCAAUGCGCUCGUCGGGCAUUAUUAACAUUUUCUGGUAUAGUUUAGUUUAUAUUUUUUUUCGCGAUGGUCUUUAACAGGCGCUUCGACAUUAUUGUCUCAAAAAAACUAUUUUUACACGAUAAAGCGUAUUUAAAUGGACAAAAAAAAAAGAUUAAAUAUAUCGUUAGUUUCGUAAAUAUAGAAUGUUAGUACGGAGCAUAUUUUAAUUAGUCGUUUAAUGCAUGUUCAUAGAUUUAAUUCGCCCAGAGUCAGGCAAGUGCGAAGUGUUCCAUAGGUGUUGCGGUAUCCCAUUGAUUUGCAGUUAUCAGUAUCACAUAUCAGAUCGACGUCUCGUCGGGAGAUUAUUCAAACAAGCAUAAUUUAAUGACAAUCACAAUUAAUUAAAUUAUUAUAUUUCUAGCGUUGAAUGUUGAAUUUAAUUACUAAGUCAGUGGCAUAAUUAAGUGUGGAUUAGACAUACAACACGGAAAUAGAAAGGAAUCGCUUUCACGCGAUAAUUAUAUUAUUAAACUAUGUAUCAGACUACGAAGAAGUAAACCCGAGUGCACGUGUUUAUUACUCAUCAUUAUUUUCAUACAAUCCGUAUGUCUUAUCCACAAUGAUUGGUCUACAUUAUUAGAGUGGUAGGGCACAGCUAUUGAACAUAUUUGAUAGUUCAGGAUCGUGGGCAAUGGGUUUUAGCUGCAACAGUUGUACUGAGUUUUGUUCUUUAAUACUCAUGGCAAUGUAUGCACGUCGAACUACGUCACAUCACAAGUCAGUUUAGAGUUAUUGAGGAUAUCAGUCUAGCAAGUUUGUUUAGUUCUACAUUGAAGAUGCAUAAUUAUUUUAUACAUCUGGAUUUGUAGUUUAAUUAUAUUGCACUUUGUAAGUGUGGUGUCUCCGCCUAUUAAAGUAUUUAACCAUUUACAGAGUUCGAAUGGCUACUUAUUAGUGUACGUAAUAAAUUUAUAUAAUGAUGAUAUUUUAUUGUGCAUAAAGUAUAUUUGAAAGUGUAGUUGCAAAACAAAGAUGUCCAAUUUGCCAUUAUCGUGUUGAAAGUACUUACUCAAAUAAUUUCUGCUUAUAUUCGUUGUUGCGCCUGUAAUUUGCAGUAGCAAGCAUUAAGUGCAUAAUAAGAAUAUAAUAACGUAUUACGAAGCAAUUUGGUAAUGACAUUUAUUGUUUUGUGUACACUUUUCAAGCAAUAUACUAUAAAGCAACAGUAUAGAGCGUUCGGCUCCUCAAGAUAUCCCUGUUAAAUAUUGUUCAACUCAUAUACAUUAUAGCAUUCUUUGCAUAAACCUCAACCGUACUGUUUAUUUUUUUGUGCCACGAUCGUUUCAAAAACUGUCCGCCAUGUUUACCUGCAGGACGAAAGACUGACAAGGACAUUGAAAUAGUCGAAAGUGGAGACUUUAAGAUAAACCAGGGUGUCUAGAAAUGAUGAUACUGUUAUAGCGUACGUUUUAUCAGGUUAAUAUUUUCCUUAGACAUUUUUUUGUGAGCGAAUUGUUUUCAGACAUCCUGUAUAAUUAUAGAAAGUGCCCAUACAUAUAGUAUUUAUUAAAUAUAGCACUAGACAUUUUGCUCCGUUGUCGCAAAUGGUUGUAAUUAUAAAGAUAUAGUUAAUAUUAAUUAGUAAAAUGAUAGACUGUUUUGCACGACUUCUGGUUUGACCGUGUCAACUCUCCUUCCUCACGUUGUCUCUUGACAUGCAAACAACUAUCUGAACACUUUGUGAUGACAAGUUCUUUUCUGAAGUUUGCCGGUUGCAUGUCAACCUACAACGUUUUCAAUUUUCGGUACAUUGAACCUACUUGCAUCCCACAUAAAAAUGUGUUUCUACUCAAUCUCGAAAUAUUUUGACCUCUUAACGUUUUAUUAUUACUUUUACGAUUACACUAAGUCUUUUUUGGCAACAUAUUUGAAGUAAUAUUAUUUAAUUAUUCAAUAUACUUAUCUAUAUUAAGA